AUGGGAGAAGCUCUCCCGGAGAGAAAGUCCAAAAUAUCUGCCUCCCGCAAGCUGAUGCUGAAGAGCCUGAUGGUGGCCAGGGCAAAGGAGGAGCUUGAGCAAGAGCUAGUGGAGAAAGAAGAGGAGAAGCAGAGGUACCUUGCAGAGCGAGCGCCCCCACUGAAAACCAGCAGCUUGUCCCUCAAUGAGCUGCAGGAUCUUUGUCGCGAGUUACAUACCAAGAUCGAUGUUGUGGAUGAAGAGCGGUACGACAUUGAGGCCAAAGUCCUACACAAUACCAGAGAGAUCAAGGACCUGAAUAUCAAGGUACUGGACCUAAGAGGGAAGUUCAAACGACCUACCUUGAGGAGGGUGCGGGUGUCUGCUGAUGCCAUCCUGCGCUCAUUGUUGGGCUCCAAGCAUAAGGUUUCCAUGGACCUCAGGGCCAACCUCAAGUCUGUUAAGAAGGAGGACACAGAGAAGGAGCGGCCUAUGGAAGUCAGUGACUGGAGAAAGAACGUGGAAGCAAUGUCUGGUAUGGAGGGCAGAAAGAAGAUGUUUGAUGCUGCCAAAGGUACCGUACAGUGA
This is a messenger RNA of Scleropages formosus (Asian bonytongue), 567 nucleotides long. RefSeq names its product troponin I, slow skeletal muscle-like. The record is from RefSeq and is a predicted model, not a curated record. Gene Ontology annotation, biological process: skeletal muscle contraction; cardiac muscle contraction. The transcript is spliced from 6 exons. Bases 1 to 567 code for a protein of 188 amino acids. NCBI's taxonomy places the organism in Eukaryota, Metazoa, Chordata, Actinopteri, Osteoglossiformes, Osteoglossidae. Gene Ontology annotation, cellular component: troponin complex.